Myotis lucifugus (little brown bat) is the source of this 1559-nucleotide messenger RNA. Its product is annotated as dihydropyrimidinase-related protein 1. The record is from RefSeq and is a predicted model, not a curated record. Gene Ontology annotation, molecular function: hydrolase activity, acting on carbon-nitrogen (but not peptide) bonds, in cyclic amides. The coding region runs from base 179 to 514 and encodes 111 amino acids. Gene Ontology annotation, cellular component: cytosol. Lineage: Eukaryota; Metazoa; Chordata; Mammalia; Chiroptera; Vespertilionidae. The transcript has 3 exons.
AGCGGCGGUGCGCAGGCCGGGAGCCGGGCAGCGGUGCGUCAGCGGGCGCGAGCUCCGAGUCUCUGCGUCCUUCCCGGGCUUUGUCACCGCGCCCGUGGGGAGUGGGACCGAGAGAGAGCCUGACAGUGCGAAAAACAGCCCGCAGGUCCACCAGCGGGCCCAGGGCGCCACCGGGGCCAUGUCUUACCAGGGCAAGAAGAGCAUCCCGCACAUCACGAGUGACCGGCUCCUCAUCAAAGGUGGACGGAUCAUCAACGAUGACCAGUCCUUCUAUGCCGACGUCUACCUGGAAGACGGGCUUAUAAAACAAAUAGGAGAGAACUUAAUCGUUCCUGGUGGAGUGAAGACCAUUGAGGCCAACGGGCGGAUGGUGAUUCCCGGGGGCAUCGACGUCAACACGUACCUGCAGAAGCCGUCCCAGGGGAUGACCGCCGCCGAUGACUUCUUCCAAGGGACCAGGGCAGCACUGGCGGGCGGGACCACGAUGAUCAGUGAGUUGCACCCCGCCUCAUAGGCUGUGACUUCUCUCCAUCACCAGCAUCAGCAGCAACACAGUGUUCAGUGUGUAGCAGGCACUUAGCUCAGGGUACCGUUUAACGUGAUUGUCACUAAACCCUGCCUUAUACCUAAUAUAUAUCCGCAUAUUACGUGCCACUGGUGGUGCACAAAGUGAUUUUAGAGGCAAUAUAGGCAUUGAAAAUGUUAAAGUAUUUUAGUGCAUAUGGAAAUUAAAUAAAUGGCACCUCAUGGAUAUUACUGCUUAGGUUGAGACUGAAGUCAGAAUUUAGACUUUUAGAAACUGUGAAUUGAUUUAAGAAAAGCAUUAAGUAAACAGUGAUAUGGAUUAUAGGGAGAUAAAGCAAAAUAUUCCUAAACAUGGUUUGCUGAUGGCUAAAGUUUUAGAACCAGUGACAUAUGUAUUAUUAUGUCACGUGUAGGAGUAGAAGCUCAGAGAGGUGAAGUAACCUUCUCAAGAUUACACAGCUGGGAAGUGGUUGUAUUAGUCAGUAUUGCUGCCACAAUGCUACAUAACAAAUAGUUCCCUCCAACAGGCACAGUGUGGAGUAGUGGGAAAGAGUUCAGACUCUGAGCUCACAGGACUCUGUGGGAAUGUAACCCCCGCCUUCGUUUACUAGUUGUGUGACCUCAGACAAGUUCCUUAGCCUCUUUGAGCCUCAUUUUCUUCAUCUGAAAAAUGUUACAGGAUGGUUGUGAGGAUUUAAUUAGAUAAUUUAUGUAAAGCCUCUGUGGCAGUAUCUGACACAUAAAUAAGCAUUCAAUAAAUAGUUGUGAUGCUGAUGCUGAGGAUGACAACAGUAACCAUGGUGAUGACAAUGGUGGUAAUGAAGACUCACUGAAGUAUCACUGCUGAUGAUAAUAAUAUGAUGGUGACAUUGAUGGCAAUAUUGACAGUGGUGAUGGUGGGAGUGUUGAUGAAAAGAAUUGUGAAGAUGAGGAUAUUGAUCUUAAUGAUGGAAGUAGUGGUGAUGAUGGUAGUGAUGGUGAUGAUGGUGAUAAUGAUGAUGAUGAUGGUGAUGGUGGUGGUGAUGAUGGUGGUG